Molecule: messenger RNA, 2384 nt
Organism: Gasterosteus aculeatus aculeatus (three-spined stickleback)
Lineage: Eukaryota; Metazoa; Chordata; Actinopteri; Perciformes; Gasterosteidae
Source: RefSeq, a predicted model, not a curated record
UCAGAGUUGUGAUAAAAGGUUUGGGUGGGCCGCGAAAUAUUUUCAAAUUGGGCCGCGGCAUUCUUGAGUUUGGGAAUCGCUGGAAUAGGACGACCCCAUGAUAUAACUGUGCAAUAUAAAAUGAAUGACACUUCUAAUUACUUCUGAUUGUAAAGAGCUUGUGGGCCAUCAUGUCAAAACUAAAAUUAAAGAAAUGAAUAAUUAAAAAAAGACAAAACCUGAAUACGUUUUCCAGCUGUCAAAACACAUGUGUAUAUAAUGGCCGUAACGCAUCUAUGACUGGGAGACAUUUACUUCAACUCGGGCCUCUAUUGUUGUCGGCCUCCAGUGACCGUCCUGUAUGACGACCACAGUUACAUCAUAAUGCAGAAUAGCAUGACGAGCCAUAAUCCCAGUGUCUGUGUCUGCUGACGGGUAAACAGAGAGCCGGACUACUGCACUUGUGUUCCGACUGUUUACACAGGAUCACCUUUCGCACUAUUGUCUUGUGGUGUGCCAAGUUGGGCUGUAAUUACCUGGCUAAACGUCACAGUUGGGCCUAUUUAAGCGACCUGUUAGGCUGAACCCUGAAGGGAUGCAACACGGCUGGAAGUCAAUCUGCAGUUUUCAGCCAUAUGCAAAGUCUACUAGCCAGAAAUGUUGAGAUUUCUAAACCACAGUUUUAAGAAGGCAGUCGUCUUACUGACUUUACUGACAGGAUAUGGACAUGCCCAAUGCACAACUCGCCGAUGUCUGGCUGAAAUGUUAAUAAAAAAAGAAUAUCUAUCUCAGCCACAAACUGAAAACUGCACCCAGAAUAUUUUUGUGAAAUUCCUUGAGUACCAGACUCUGUCAGUUGACACAAAGAGUCUCCUCUUGAUAAGUCGUCUGCGAGCCACCCUUGAGUGGACGGAUCCUGAUCUGGCAUGGAACACGUCAGUUUACCAGUUUAAUGAAGUCAUCCUGCCAGUGAGUAAAAUCUGGUCCCCAGAGCUCCACGUCACAAAUGGAAUAACAACAGAAAUGUCUCACAGCUCCCCUGAUCUGCUGGCAAACAGUAAAGGCACAGUGAUCCACAGUGUGAUCAUAAACGCACAGGUGAUCUGUGAAGUCAACCUGUUCAACUAUCCCUUCGCCAGCGAUAAAUGUCCCGUUGCCAUCCAAGGCUGGUCGAGGAUGGGAUGUGGUACAAAUCUGGUAUUCGGUGAAUUAAAGACGGUUAUUGCGUCCAGUGGAGAAUGGGAAACUGGCAAUGCAACGCUCGAGAGAAAGAGGAGUGACCGCAAUUUCAUCCUGGUGCCGUUGAGCAUCAAAAGUACCCAACCCUUCAUCACGUUAGUGCUGCCCAGCAUUCUGAUCGUCAUAGCCGACGCGGUCAGCUUCGCUCUGCCAUUGGGAGGAGGUGAACGCAACGGAUUCAAAGUCACUCUGGUGCUCAGCUUCACCAUGUUCCUCAUCAUCCUUAACGACGAGCUCCCUGGAGACGGCGAGUGCAGCCCCAUCAUCCGUCAGUCCCCACUCCAUGCGUUCACCGCAAACAAUUCACCUCGAAAUACACCAAACGGCGUCACUCACCGCCUCUUUGUGUGUCCCGCAGGGUUUCACUUCUGCUGCUGCCUCGUCAUCCUGGUGGUCAGCAUGUUGUGGUCCAUGGUGAUGACGCGGUUGUUCGCGGAGGGCCGCUUUGGUUUAUUCCGCCAAUCCAAAGGGCCGGUGUCAGGGAACGCAGGAGGCGGAAAAGCGAAGGAAGACGAGGAAGUCAAAGCUGAGGUUGGUGUGGACGUGCUGGGCGGCGUAAAGGACGAUGCUCAGAUGCUCAGAAAGGUGGUCAACUUCCUGGAAGCUCUUGAUGCAAAGACACGGGAAAGUGACAGAAAUCAGAGGUUUGCCAGCAAACUGGACCACAUAUUCUUCUGGUUCUACUUAAUUUGUGGCAGUGCAUACCUUAUUAUCAUGAAUUCGGUGAUGGUUGCGUAUGAAUGUUCAGUUGACCAUUUCGAAUUUUGGUACUAAUUAAAGACAGUCACUAUAAAAACAGCUUAACUGAGCUGUUCAGAUUCAGACAUGCUAAUCUCAGCUCAUAUCUGCUACAUUUGUUGCAUGUGUUUGAACUAACUUUCUUUGUGUUAUAUAAAAUGUUUUAGUGUUCAUUUUUACUUGUAGUUUUACUUCUGGGUGUUUUAUUGCAUAUUUCUGAAAAUCAAACAAAUACAGGAGUUUCUCCUUUACUCUCUUGGUGUCAUUUUGUGUCACAUGAUUUAUGUGAGUAGUUUUAGUGGUGCAUUGGUUCAACAAGCCCACAAUUCCAAUUCUGUAUUGCGUUUGUAGGGUCACAGUUUUAUGUUAGUUUGUCAAAAUCAGUGUUUGAAUUCAAAAUACAUAAAUAUAUAAAUCAAGCAAGUUAA